This is a messenger RNA of Cynara cardunculus var. scolymus (artichoke), 2209 nucleotides long. RefSeq names its product wall-associated receptor kinase-like 14. Gene Ontology annotation, molecular function: ATP binding; protein kinase activity. The record is from RefSeq and is a predicted model, not a curated record. Gene Ontology annotation, biological process: protein phosphorylation. Lineage: Eukaryota; Viridiplantae; Streptophyta; Magnoliopsida; Asterales; Asteraceae.
AUGACCUAUCAAAGUCAAAGGUUUUCUCUCUCUAUUUCAGUCUUCUCCGGUGAAAAAUUCUGCCACAAUUCAAUUUCAAACAUGAUUUUUCAUCUCCUCAUCUUCUCCGUGAUUCUAAUAAUCACAUCGCCGCCGUCGUCAUCCGCCAAAGCAAACUGCACACGAGUUUGCAUCGGUGGAGGUCGUGAAACUCUGGUUCAGUUCCCGUUUGGAUUUAACAGUGAUUGUGAAAUCGGUCUUCAUUGUUCAGAGGACGGAAAAAUCCAAGUUGGAGGAUACGACGUUCACAAUUUCACCAGAGAUCACAUACUGGUUAAUUUGCCAGCGAAAUGCGACCGCGGAUUCGAGGAAAUCCGGUUCUUCAGUGGCUUAAACUACGCCCUCACUUCCCGAAACGGAUUGCUAUUAGAAAACUGUCGCUCGACGUUGAACGAUUGUGUGGUGUCGCCGACCAGAGUUGAGAAUCAUUUCAAUUUACAACAGUGUAAUUCAUCGACAAACCGGAGCAUGAAUUGUUACUCGGAGGACAAUCCAGAUCGGGAGGAGUUCCUCAAUUUGACACGACUAGAAACCGCCGGUUGUAAGAUUUUAUUCUCCUCCGUCACCGUCGAUUUGAACGGAACCAAUCCAGAGAGCUCGCCGGUGUCGUUAGACUUUCAGUCGGUGCAGUUAGGCUGGUGGAUGCAAGGCGAUUGCGGAUGCCAUCGGAACGCCGCUUGCCGGAAUGUCUCGAUUGAUAACACAAGGAUAGGGUAUCGCUGCCAUUGUAAUGAAGGGUACGACGGCGAUGGAUUUCGCGACGGUAAUGGUUGUCAUCAAGUCUCGAAUUGUGACGCUUCGAGGUACAUGUCUGGUAAAUGCGGUGGAACGACACGAGUAGGCGUGCUCGUCGGAGGAAUCGUUGCCGGAGCUUCUCUGAUGUCGACCGUGGCACUCGUUUGCUAUUGCCUUAGAAGACGAGCCACUUUGAAAAACCAACGGAAUGCAAAACGACAAUUCUCCGAAGCAACGGGUAGCUUCAGUGUCCCGUUUUACCACUACAGAGCAAUCGAGCGGGCCACGAAUUCUUUCUCAGAGAAACAACGAUUGGGUGUAGGAGCUUAUGGCACGGUUUAUGCUGGAAAGCUAGGCAACAACGAGUGGGUAGCGGUUAAAAAGAUACGACAUAGAGACACGGAUGGAGGUGAUCAAGUAUUGAACGAGAUCAAACUCAUUUCGUCUGUAAACCAUCCGAAUCUCGUCCGCCUUCUCGGAUAUUGCAUUGAGAAAGGCGAGCAGAUUCUCGUUUACGAAUUCAUGCCAAAUGGAACGCUUUCGCAGCAUCUGCAACGAGAACGAGGGAAGGGACUUCCGUGGACCGUAAGACUCACGAUCGCAGCAGAAACCGCACAAGCCAUCGCUCAUCUUCACACGGCUAUGACUCCACCCAUCUAUCAUAGAGACAUCAAGUCUAGCAAUAUACUUCUAGAUUACAACUUUACCUCCAAGGUUGCAGAUUUUGGUCUUUCUCGACUCGGGAUGUUGGACGACUCGCACAUCUCGACGGCCCCACAAGGAACUCCGGGAUAUGUCGACCCGCAGUAUCAUCAGAACUUCCAUCUUUCUGAUAAAAGUGACGUUUAUAGCUUCGGAGUGGUUCUUAUAGAGAUGAUCACCGCUUUAAAAGUGGUGGAUUUUUCACGGCAUCAUACCGAAAUCAACUUGGCAGCUCUCGCUAUAGACAGGAUUGGGAAAGGGUGUGUGGACGAUAUAAUCGAUCCGUUUUUGGAUCCAAAUCGAGAUGCAUGGACACUUUCGACAAUUCACAAGGUGGCUGAGCUGGCGUUUAGGUGUUUGGCGUUUCACCGAGACAUGAGGCCGUCAAUGACGGAAGUGGCGGAUGAGUUGGAGCAGAUUCGACUUGGUGGGUGGACCACGAUUGAUGAUAAUGUAACCAUGGCAUCAUCAUCGGUUGCAUCGGUUUCUUCAUCACCGUUCAAUGGCAGUGAGAAAUCGAUAGGUGGGACUAUAGUGAAAAAAGUGGCGGCAAUUAGCAGCCGGAGGCUGGGUGUUCCUAAUUUGAGACCCGAUUGUUUAUCGAAAACAGAAGAGGAGAAAGAUAGUUCACCUGUUUGUGUGCAGGAUCCAUGGUUAAGUGAGCAGAGUUCACCUUCAACCAACAGCUUGUUAGGAAAUGUUGUUAGGUGAAAUACUGAACAGCUCCAUAUUC